GGGGAUUCUUUCUACCGAGAGAGUGCAAAGAGCAAGCAGAAGACGCCGGUAACAGCGGUGGCUCUCUCUUCUCUAUCAAAGGGUCUCUUUCAUUUCACCCUUCUUCUCCCCUUUUACUUUUCCGCACCCCCAUUUUCCCUUUUGACCUUUGACCCAACCCAACCCAACCCAGCCCUCCACAUUCCGCAACUCCUUUCUUCCUUCCUUCUUCAAUAUCAAUUUCCCUUCGUUUUCAACCACCAAUACACAAAAAUAAAUUUCAAAAUAAAAAGAAAACCAAAACUGCCAUUCUUUUAUUUCUCUUGUUAUUAUUGUUAUUACUAUAAUUUUCAAACAAUACAUUUUUUUUUGUUAUUUCGCUUCCCUUUGAAUUCUCCUCAUUCUGUUGAACCGAUCCCAUCCAUUCCUGCGUUUGUUUCUUCCUUUAGAAGGUGACAUAAGACUGUGUUGUCUACACCAAGUUAGGUUCUGAAACUGACCUACUUGGUCGAGGAACCUGCAUCUGCUAGACAGCAUUCCUCAAUUUCUGCUGCAUGUGGGCUCUCCUUCAAGUUGCUACAUCUUUUUAUACAUGGGGAAGUGGAUUGUUGGUGCUUUCAUCAACCUUUUUGGUAGCCUUGCUAUAAACUUUGGCACCAAUCUUCUUAAAUUAGGGCAUAACGAGAGAGAAAAACAUUCAGUAAUUGGAGGUGACGGGACAAGUGGAAAGCUGCCUCUUAAGCCUAUUAUACACUUUCAGAUUUGGAGAGUUGGUAUCUUACUUUUCAUUCUUGGAAAUUGCUUGAACUUCAUUUCCUUUGGAUAUGCUGCUCAGUCACUUCUUGCUGCCCUUGGAUCUGUUCAGUUUGUAUCUAACAUUGCAUUUGCCUAUUUUGUCUUGAACAAAUUGGUAACUGUCAGGGUAUUGGUUGCCACUGCCUUCAUUGUUCUUGGCAAUGUUUUUCUAGUUGCUUUUGGUAAUCACCAAUCACCUGUUUUGGUCUUAGUUAUUGCUUUGCAUCACUUCAUUUACAGGAGAGGAGAACUGCUUUCCGUAUCAGGACAUAACCUUAGACCUUAUUGGCACAUGCUUCUACCUUUCUCCUAUGCGAUAGUUUCAGGUGCUGUAGGUUCAUGUUCAGUGCUGUUUGCAAAAUCUCUGUCGAACCUCCUUCGACUUGCCAUGUCUGGUGGUUAUCAGUUACACAGCUGGUUCACAUAUUCAAUGCUUCUUUUAUUCCUCAGUACAGCUGGGUUUUGGAUGACCAGGUUGAACGAAGGACUGUCCUUGUUUGAUGCAAUCCUUAUUGUUCCCAUGUUUCAGAUAGCUUGGACUUUCUUCUCCAUCUGUACAGGAAUUAUUUACUUUCAAGAGUACCAGGUAUUUGAUGCAUUAAGGACGACGAUGUUUAUACUAGGAAUGACUUGUGUAUUCGUCGGCAUUUCUUUGUUGGCACCUGAUGAUUCAAAAGGUGCUGAGGCCAAAGAUAGUUCUUUGGAUUCGAUGGCAACCUCUGGAAUUGCAACGGAAUCAAACAGGUUGGUAGCGACUCAGGAAGAAGCACAAAACACAGAAUCAAGAUCAUUUGUAAAAGGAACGCUGAUGAAGAUUUCAAGCAUGCUAGUCAAAGCCAAGAAUACUUGUGCAAUGUCUCUUGGGUUUGGGGAGGAUACAAUUCAGGCAUCUUCAGUUCUUGUGAUGCCAAUGAUGUCAUCGAGAAUGACCGGAUUCAGAGGUGGUGGGAUCGAGCGAGCGAGGUUUUUGUCGAUGAGAAGUUGGAGCAAGGUCCCCAAAGAGGAAGGCGAGGAAUUGCUUGGAACUAGCCACGCUCUCCCGGAGAGUCCUUGAUAGUGGUAGUUAUAGGAUAACCCAUGGCCCCGAUAUUUGUUUCUUAUAGUUUGUCUUCGCCACGUUUUGUAAUAUUUGGAGGCGCUUAGAUCUAAAGCCAUUAGAAUUCAAUUAUUUGCUCUACCGAGCAUUCAUGUAAAAUCACCCAAGAAAAAAAAUGCACCCAAAACAAGAUUGUUUCAACUUGUAUAUUGUAUAUUGCUGCUUGUAUAAUGAAAAGAAAAUAAAAUCAGAGUGAGAUCGAACUGUGAUUAGUUGGCAGUUUUA
This is a messenger RNA of Arachis ipaensis, 2095 nucleotides long. NCBI's taxonomy places the organism in Eukaryota, Viridiplantae, Streptophyta, Magnoliopsida, Fabales, Fabaceae. The record is from RefSeq and is a predicted model, not a curated record.